GUCUGAUCAUUGACGUUGGAUUCAUUUUGCCUGAUUGUGCGACAGCGAGGGGGGCUGUGAGAAUCGGCUGCUUACCAAGCAGCGAACAUGGAUCGGUUAGCUUCAUAUGGAACUACCUAGCUGUUGGCACUGAAAUGCUGUGUGACAAAGACCCAAGACAUAGCUAUCUAACCUCAAUUAGAUGAAUGAUGAAGACAAUUUCUUUCCCUGUGAAUAAGAUGACCCGUACGACAAGCCACCCUGCCGGGGUUGCUCAUCCUACCUGACCGAGCCGUAUAUAAAAUGCGCCGAGUGUGGUCCCACGCCGUUCCUUCUCUGCCUACAGUGUUUUACCAGAGGGUUUGAGUACAAGAAGCACCAAAGUGACCACAGAUAUGAAAUUAUGACCUCAGAUUUCCCUGUGCUGGAGCCUGGCUGGACGGCACAGGAGGAGAUGGCUUUACUGGAGGCAGUGAUGGAUUGUGGCUUUGGGAACUGGCAGGACGUGGCCUAUCAGAUGCGCACCAAGAGCAAGGAGGAGUGCGAGGGACACUACAUGAAGAACUUCAUCAACAACCCGCUCUUCUCCUCCACGCUGCUGGGCCUACGGCAGAUGGAGGCUCGCACUGCUGACACGGCCAUCCCCUUCAAACCCACUGACGACCCCCCCAGACCGGCUUUUGACUCUGUGCUGUCGCGAGACAUGGCGGGGUACAUGCCUGCAAGAGCAGACUUCAUGGAGGAAUUUGACAACUACGCGGAAUGGGAUUUGAAAGACAUUGAUUUUGUGGAUGACGACUCUGAUAUUCUGCACGCCCUAAAGAUUGCAGUUGUUGAUAUUUACCACUCCAGAUUGAAGGAGAGACAGCGCAGGAAGAAAAUCAUCCGGGAUCAUGGAUUAAUCCACUUGAGAAAGUUUCAGAUGCUUGAGCGACGCUACCCCAAGCAGGUGCAGGAUCUGUAUGAGACCAUGAGACGCUUCGCCAGGGUAGUAGGACCCGUCGAACACGACAAGUUCAUCGAGAGCCAUGCAUUAGAGUUUGAACUGAGGCGGGAGAUCCAGAGACUUCAGGAGUACCGGACAGCAGGAAUCCAGUCCUUCUGCAGUGCGAAGGUGUAUGAGCGUGUGAAGCGUGUUCGGGAGGAUGAACGCAGGAAGAGGAGCAUGCUGUGCGAUGUUCUUCAGCUGAUCCAGGAUGGCCGUGCCUGCCAGCAGUGGCUGCACAAACAGGCUGCUAUUGAUGCAGGGAUCACGCCCGUGGUCACCACCAUCACCACAUCCGCGUCAGGCCGGAGAAGCGCACCCCCUCUGAACCUGACCGGCUUGCCUGGCACGGACAAACUCAACGACCGGGAGAAGGAGCUGUGUCAGGUGGUCCGGCUGGUCCCGGGGGCCUACCUGGAGUACAAGCAGGCCCUGCUGAACGAGAGCCGCCGGCAGGGGGGCCUGCGGCUGGCCCAGGCACGGGCCCUCAUCAAGAUCGACGUCAACAAGACCCGCAAGAUCUACGACUUCCUCAUCAAGGAAGGGUACAUCAACAAGGCCUAGACCGGCGCCGCGCCCAUUCCUGACCCGCCCACCAAACCUGCAGGGACAUCGUCGAGGAAAAGCACCCAGCCAGACUGGUGGUGCUGGUGAUACUGGUCAUACUGGUCAUACUGGUGAUACUGCUGAUAUUGCUGGGUGGAAGGUGUGCUCGGACUGCAUUUGAGGGACCUGGAACUGAAAGCACUGCCUCAGAACCCAUCUGCAA
Molecule: messenger RNA, 1733 nt
Organism: Conger conger (European conger)
Lineage: Eukaryota; Metazoa; Chordata; Actinopteri; Anguilliformes; Congridae
Gene: tada2a
Product: transcriptional adaptor 2A
Exons: 16
Coding region: 383-1528 (381 amino acids)
Biological process (GO): regulation of transcription by RNA polymerase II; chromatin remodeling
Cellular component (GO): SAGA-type complex; nucleus
Molecular function (GO): chromatin binding; zinc ion binding; protein binding
Source: RefSeq, a predicted model, not a curated record